AUGCAGAACGAGCGGAGUUUGUCGACGUGUUUGAGCAGAAGCUCUCGAAGCGUCGGCGGUUCGAGUGUCCCGUGUGAUAAAAGGUCGGCCGACCGUCUGCCGGGAAACGCAGAAGCUGGCGAAGCGCCAGCAGGAACUCGUCGAAAAACUCGGAGUCUGUGCGUGACUAUGUGCAAACACGGCGAACACUCGAAGCCACGCCGGCGCCCAUUUCGCUUUUCUGCGGAACAUGCCGCCUUUGGAACCUCUGAUCCGUUCUUUCACCGGGAAAAUUAUCUGCUUUCAAAUUAAUUAGCUCAACUCUUUUUACAGCUGUUCUUCACAAUAAUCAAGUAAAGCCGAUUUUCUCCGUUUGACUGCUCCAUUUCAUUCCAUUCCAUGCACAAAUUUUUGUACUCAGCAAUCUUUUCAUGCAGACAUUUGUAGUUUUCCUUCCAUGUCUUGGCGUCUGUUCAAUUAUUUUAUAACAAGAGAGGAUCAACGAGAGAAAGUACUAGACUGGGGAAGAAUUUUGCUGGCUUUACUCUUGACGCGCUAAGCGCUGCAAGUCAUGAAGACGUACGCGUCGGGCCUCAUUUAGACUUCACAAUGCUCCUUUAAUCAGGUUAUCUUGGGGGACGCCGAAGAAUCCGACCCUCUAAUUCGGUUAGAGUUCUUCCACAAUCCAGAACCACAACAACUGAUUUUCUGAAUACUUUCUCAAUUUUUGUUCAGCUUCGAAUAGUCGAGCUUUCGUCGUAGCUUCAGAACAACAUAACGUUCCAUUUUUUCCAAUUUUUAGCUUUUCUUCUUUCAAUACAGCGCCAUCAAAGAUAAUUUUUAAGUUUUAACGCAUUAAUUUUUUGUAAAAAAAAGAUCUUUUUCUUAUAAGAUCAUAAAUUUUUGAACAGUUGAAUUUUUUGGAAAAAAAAAGUAUUUUUCUUUUUCACGUGUCGGUCAUAGUAACAAGCUACCGAGAGAUAUUAUGAAGAAAUGAUUAUAUAUCUAUAUUUUAAAAAAACGUUUAAAAAAAAUUUAUUUUAUGAUCAUUUGGAAGUAAAAAAAGUCAAUAAAUUCUGCCUCACCAUAAAAAAAUGUUCUAUUGAAAAAAAUAGAAUUUUAAUGAUGAGACUAUUAGAAAAAUUUUUUUUAAUUGCAAAUGAUGAUUCUAGGCUAUAUCAUGAAGAAAAAUGUUCUGCAAUAUCACCAAUUUCGGCGCCACGAGUGCAGGACGCAUGAAGAGUGUUCACUUCUUCUCAAAAGAAUUUUCCAAAAUACAUCAAUAAAAUUAGUUUUUUUCAAUUGAGUUUUCCCAUCUUUUUUUAAUACGCUUAACUUUCUUUUCUUUUUUUUUGGUCGAGCCUUUUCAACUUAUUAACUCCAAUUCUACACAUUUGAACCAGUGUGAUAGGGGUUGUCAGAAAAAAACUUUAAGAUUGUUUACAGUUAACAUGAAUCAAAUAGCAUUUCUUAUUUUGCUGUAUAAUGAGAAAAAUAAUCAUUAAAGGAGGAAUUUAAAUUCGGGACUAAACGAAAAUAAUGAAGGAACGAAGUUAAAUUUUUGCAUAAAUAAUUCAGCCUUUAGUUUUUUUCAAGAGUAUCAUAAUUAUCACUGAAAGCUCAAACUUUUACAUUGUUGAAAUGUCUGUAUGUUCAAGGUGAAGUUUAGGCCACGAAGAAGGCCUGGAGACUUCUUUCUUGAUGGCUUUUCGAGCACUUCCCAUUUCCUAAUUAUCGUGACGCAAUCGGACGAAUUAGCCCACCGAAAGAGCCUCAUUUUGGCCGCCGACGUGGUCCUCGGAAUGCUUGUUUCGUAG
Molecule: messenger RNA, 1796 nt
Organism: Caenorhabditis auriculariae
Lineage: Eukaryota; Metazoa; Nematoda; Chromadorea; Rhabditida; Rhabditidae
Source: the annotation of a GenBank genome assembly